Cyanistes caeruleus (blue tit) is the source of this 855-nucleotide messenger RNA. The record is from RefSeq and is a predicted model, not a curated record. NCBI's taxonomy places the organism in Eukaryota, Metazoa, Chordata, Aves, Passeriformes, Paridae.
CCUCAUAGCCAUCUUACCACCCUGCACAAAGCAUCUUCUGGGGGCUGGCGGGCUGCAGGUUGAGCAAAUAGCAAAAUAUCUGCGAAUAUGGCUGGAUGGACAGAUAGGAUUCCGUGGGAUUCAAGCUCUUGUGUUCAUCAGAGAGAGACUCCCCAGCUGAACCCUGUGAUGGAACCCCUGUCCUGGAUGCUGGGCACCUGGCUCUCGGACCCGCCAGGAGACGGCACCUUCACUACAAUGAAGCCUUUCCAGUACCUGGAAGAAGUGCACAUCUCUCACGUGGGGCAGCCCAUGCUCAACUUCUCAUUCAACGCUUUCCAUCCGGAUACUAGGAAACCCAUGCACCGGGAAUGUGGAUUCAUCCGCCUCAAACCUGACACUAAUAAGGUGGCCUUCAUCAGUGCCCAGAACACAGGUCUGGUGGAGGUGGAGGAAGGGGAGGUAAAUGGACAAGAGCUGUCUAUAGCUUCUCACUCCAUAGCCAGGAUCUCCUUUGCCAAGAAGCCCCAUGUAGAGCAGAUUACCAGAAAAUUCAGGCUCAAUUCCGACGGGAAACUCGAACAAACUGUCUCAAUGGCAACCACUACGCAGCCUAUGACUCAGCACUUGCACAUUACCUACAAGAAGGUGACACCCUGACACCGGGAGUACUGGGUAUCCUCGUCGAGGGCAAGGAGCAAGGACAUCAUGCCCCAAGAGCAGCAGCAGCUCAGGAGCACGGCAUGGCAGACCCUGGAGCUGGCUGCCUGCGCUCAUCCCCUGGGCCUCAGAGCUGCUCAUCCUGUUGAGAAUGUUACUCAGAUGUUUCUGUAAUGGUAUAUAAAAAAAAAAGUAAAUAAAAAGCUUUUAUUUUUA